This is a messenger RNA of Yamadazyma jaroonii, 768 nucleotides long. The record is from the annotation of a GenBank genome assembly. Lineage: Eukaryota; Fungi; Ascomycota; Pichiomycetes; Serinales; Debaryomycetaceae.
AUGACUGUGAGAACUUUACCAAAGAUCACUAUGAGUAGAAUUUCCAACUCCAUGAGGAAUAUCCAUGGUGUUAAUACCAUUAUUGCAAGAAGGUUCUUGAAUUUCCAAACCUUACCCACCCCAAAUCCUGAUGCUCUAAAAUUCAUUAGUAAUGAAGCUGAAAUAGUCCCUAUCCCCAACAAAACAUUUGAAUUCACAUCAUCAUUACAAAGUAUUCAUUCACCUUUAGCAUAUCAAUUAUUCAAAUUACCAGGUGUCAAAAGUGUCAUGUUAGGACCAGAUUUCUUAACUGUUAAUAAACAAGAUCAUAUCAAUUGGGCUAAUUUAAGACCUGAAGUAACAGAAUUAAUGGAUAAAUUUUUAACUACUAAAGAGAAACCUGUUAUUACUAAGGAAUUAUUGGAUGAAACCUUAAGGCAAGAAAAUGAUGAAAAUGAUUCUGAAAUUGUUUCUAUGAUCAAAGAGUUGAUUGAAACUAGAAUAAGACCUGCCAUUCAAGAUGAUGGUGGUGAUAUUGAAUAUAAAGGAUUCGAUGAAGAAACUGGUAAAGUAUUUUUAAAAUUACAAGGUGCCUGUAAAAGUUGUGCAUCGAGUGAAGAUACUUUAAAGCAUGGUAUUGAAGCCAUGCUCAAACAUUAUAUUGAAGAAGUUGAUAGUAUCGAACAAAUCUUAGAUCCUGAAGAAGAAAUAGCUUUAAGAGAAUUCGAUAGAUUAGAACAACAAUUAAAAGCAAAAAGACAAGCUGAAGCUGCCCCACCUUCUUUAUAG